AUAUAUAAUAUUAAAUAACACUAAUUGAGAAUUAUUAUUAUUAUUGUCAAUUUAUAGGCAUAUUCUAUGAUUAUUUAGAAGCCGAGUACGCCGGAGUCGUUAAAAAUGGAAUGAACAUAACAUUUAAAAUCAAAAUUUAGCCAUCGAACAAAAUUGAACAAAUCCAAGCUCUCUACAAAAUAGAUAAAUAAUCAUGGCAUUAACUUUAUGCAAGUGCUUAGCGCUAUUGUUUUUGAUCGAAAACGUAGUUUGUGCACCGCCGUCGUAUGUUACUAGCACUAGACCGUCAGUUCGGUUGUCCGAUCAAGAAUUCGAACAUCUCGUUAAGGAAGAACAAGAACAAAAUCCUAAAACUCAUCAAGAACCUCCAAACGAGAAAACAUUGGACGACUUGGGUAUUGAAUACAACCGUUAUUUACGUGAAGUCGUAGAAGCAUUAGAGAAGGAUGAAGAUUUCAAGAAAAAACUUGAAACCGCCGAUGAAGCUGAUAUUAGAACCGGUAAAAUAGCCGAUGAACUAGACUACGUACAUCAUCAUAUACGAUCAAAGUUGGACGAACUAAAACGACAAGAACUAAUGAGACUGCGUUCUUUAACCAAAAACGGCUAUAGCGACAUGGUGAACGAACCGGGCCACGUCGAUCACCAGAAUCCACAUAGUUUCGAAAAAAAAGAUUUACUUAAACUUAUUAAACAGGUGGCUCAAGAUCUAGAAGAAGCAGAUGAAAAACGCAAACAAAUGUUUAAAGAAUACGAAAUGCAAAAACAUUUCGAACGGGAACAAAAAUUGAAACAAAUGACCGAUGCUGAACGAGAAAAAUUUCUAAUUGAAGAAAAAGCAGCCGAAGCGCAGAGGGAAAAUAAACAUAAAAGCGACCCUAUUCAUAGUCCCGGAAGUAAAAAACAGCUUGAAGAAGUAUGGGAGAAACAAGAUCAAAUGGAAGGAGAAGAAUUCAAUCCGAGAGCGUUCUUUGCAAUGCACGAUAUCGAUGGCAAUAGUUUUUGGGACGAAGACGAAGUAAAGACGUUGUUCUUGAGAGAGUUGGAUAAACUUUACAACCAGGGUAUGAGCAAAGUGGACUUGAUGGAGAAAGCAGAAGAGAUGGAGCGCAUGCGCGAACACGUAUUCAACGAAAUGGACGUGAACCGAGACAGACUUAUCAGCUGGGACGAGUUCAAGCGCGUGUCCGAACAGCCGGCCUUUGAAAAGGACGAAGGGUGGAAAACUAUCGAUCAGAACGAGAUAUACACCAACGACGAGCUUAAGAAAUUCGAACAACACAGACAGCAACAAGUCGACCAAAUGAUACAAAACGGACGGAUUCCUCAGUACCCUCCUGAAUAUUAUCAGCAUCAUCCAGAAAUCCCAAAUCCUUCGUUACAUCACGGUCCUAAUUAUCAAGUAAAUUCUAAUCAGUACCAUCCUCAAUACAUGGGACAUCCGCAACAAGCCCAACAACCGUACGUCCAUCCGCAACAAGCCCAGCAACCGUACGUCCAUCCGCAACAAGCCCAGCAACCGUACGUCCAUCAGCAACAAGCUCAGCAACCGUACGUCCAUCCUCAACAAGCCCAGCAACAAAACGACUACUUACAGCAACAGCAGCAGUUUGCCCAACCCGUACGGCAAGUACCGCAAAAUCAACAACCUGCGGCUGCGCAACAGGCGCAAAGCCAACAGCAACAACAACCUGCUAACCAACAGCUACCUCAAGCGCAACCACAACAGCAGCAAAAUGUUCCUCCUGUUCAACAAUAUGCACCGCAGCAACAACAGUACCAAGCUGGUGGUGGUGAUACAUUGAAAAAUCAAAAGAUCAAAAUCAACGACGUUGAAUCUAAUAAUAAAAUCAUUAAGAACUCGAAAGAAAAUUAUGGAAAAACCGGACACGUGGCGGGAACUCGUUAAGGUUACGUUAACAAGGCGAUCAAAUAUUUGAGCUUUUACUCUUUAUUAUUCUAUUAAAAAAAAAAAAAAUUUACUCCAUAAUAUUAUUUUGUUAUUUAUAUUAUAUACAAAACAAUUAUACUUAAUUAAUCUUUUAUAAA
Adelges cooleyi (spruce gall adelgid) is the source of this 2049-nucleotide messenger RNA. Its product is annotated as nucleobindin-2-like. The transcript is spliced from 9 exons. Bases 194 to 1909 code for a protein of 571 amino acids. Lineage: Eukaryota; Metazoa; Arthropoda; Insecta; Hemiptera; Adelgidae. The record is from RefSeq and is a predicted model, not a curated record. Gene Ontology annotation, molecular function: calcium ion binding. Gene Ontology annotation, cellular component: extracellular exosome; endoplasmic reticulum-Golgi intermediate compartment.